Messenger RNA from Prionailurus viverrinus (fishing cat), 1707 nucleotides. It is a transcript of the gene ARMC12, whose product is annotated as armadillo repeat containing 12. NCBI's taxonomy places the organism in Eukaryota, Metazoa, Chordata, Mammalia, Carnivora, Felidae. The transcript is spliced from 6 exons. The record is from RefSeq and is a predicted model, not a curated record. Gene Ontology annotation, cellular component: nucleus. Bases 553 to 1656 code for a protein of 367 amino acids.
GAAACUUUACAAAGUGCUCCCCUUGAUGGAAGGGGGCCCUGCCUGCAGAAACACCCAGAUGCCCAGCAGUCAAUCCACGGUGAAGAAAUCAAAGAUGAGAGGCCAGGGAGUGAGGGAACAGGGUUGCCAGUUGGGCACACCCGACGCCCCUCCCAGAAACUUCCCAAGGAACAAGCCCAGAAAUUGGGCCUCUGCUGCCCUCUAAUGGAGGAAAGCCAGACUCUAGAGCUGCCUACCGGGGCCCAGCCGUCCUGGCUCUCCUAAAGAAAAGGGGACGUGAAGGACCUUCCUGCCCCCAGAAUUUUUAUUCCCCUAGAGUCUCGAGCUUCAUUUCCUACAGCCUCAGAAGCUGAAACUUCUCUCCUUCCAAGCGCCCCUGGCCAUCUUGUUUCCCGAUCACCACCCUCCAUCCUGUUUCCCCAGUUUCCUUUGUUGCCCAGGUUCUGAUUCUGGUACCCUGGUUCCCGGCCCUGCCAGAGUUCUGGUUCCAGAAGGCCCUUGCCAGGUGCCUUGGGCCUAGCUCCCACCUGGGAGCAAGGCAGCGCUGAAGACAUGGGCAUGAGCGUCCCCCAGUGCCUGGGGCAACUGCACAUCCGCAAGGGCGUAGUGGGCUUGGCCACAGGUGCUGGGUUCAUCUACCUGCUCUACAAGGCCAUCAAGGCUGGCAUAAAAUGCCAACCGCCCCUCUGCACCACCUCACCAAUCUGCAUCGCCCGUGAGUGUCCGGGCCCUGGGGAGAGGGCUCUGCCCCAGGAGGCACCUGCUCCGGAGGCCUCCAGUGUGGGAGGGCCCAAAGGCCUGGCAAUCGAGCGAGAGCGGCACGGGCGGGACUCAGGUGAGCUCCGGAGGCUCCUCAACUCUCUGGAGUACAAACAGGAUGAGUACGCCAAGAGCAUGAUCCUGCACAGUAUCACGCGCUGUGUGUACUUGCUGGAGGCCGAGGCCUCUGCUUGUACUACUGAUGACAUCGCAUUGGUGGGCUCCAUGCUGGAUGACAAGGACAACAGUGUCAAAAUCCAAGCUCUGAACACACUUAAAGCUUUCUCUGGCAUCAGAAAAUUCAGGCUUAAAGUCCAGGAACACUCCAUCAAGGUCCUGGAACUGAUCGCCAGCAUCUGGGAUUCGGAGCUGCACAUUGCAGGCCUCAGACUCCUCAACAACCUCCCACUGCCUGACUAUGUGCAUCCACAGCUGAGACGGGUGAUGCCUGCCUUGAUGGAGAUCCUGCAGUCGGACUAUAUCCUGGCACAGGUGCAAGCCAUUCGAUUGCUGAGCUACCUGGCACAGAAGAACGACCUUCUCUAUGAUAUUCUCAACUGCCAGGUGCAUGCCAACUUCCUGAACCUGUUUCAGUCCACACAGCCAGGGAGUCUGCUGUUUGAGGUCCUGGUGUUUGCCGAGCGGCUAAGUGAGGGCCGGAAUUCACCCCACUACCGUGCCGUGAAGUGGCAUUACAACGAACAGUCGCUGCACGAAGCUCUUUUUGGGGAUGAGUCGCGCCUGGCAGACCGGCUCCUCGCUCUGGUCAUCCACCCUGAGGAGGAGGUUCAGAUCCAGGCCUGCAAGGUCAUAGUCAGCCUGCAGUGCUCCCAGGAUGUGGGAGUCCGGCCCUCCGUCUGCCAGCCCAGCCGUUCCUACUUUAAUAGCGGGGAAUAAAAUUAAGGAGAGCCAAUAAAUGACUAUGGGAGAAAAGCAUGAGGAGCAGUU